Messenger RNA from Phytophthora nicotianae INRA-310, 216 nucleotides. RefSeq lists its product as hypothetical. The record is from RefSeq and is a predicted model, not a curated record. NCBI's taxonomy places the organism in Eukaryota, Oomycota, Peronosporomycetes, Peronosporales, Peronosporaceae. The transcript is spliced from 2 exons. The coding region runs from base 1 to 216 and encodes 71 amino acids. Gene Ontology annotation, molecular function: GTP binding; GTPase activity.
AUGUCACAAGGAAAAACGUGCCAUUUUAAGCUGGUGCUGCUAGGCGACACGGCCGUAGGAAAGUCUUGUCUGGUCGUGCGGUUCGUGCGCGACGAGUUCUUCGAGUUCCAAGAGCCUACGAUUGGAGCUGCUUUCCUUACACAGACGGUCGGUCUUGAAGACGGAUUGACGGUCAAGUUUGAGAUCUGGGAUACCGCAGGACAAGGCAAAUAUUAA